Messenger RNA from Batrachochytrium dendrobatidis JAM81, 1278 nucleotides. RefSeq lists its product as uncharacterized. Gene Ontology annotation, molecular function: protein binding. The transcript has a single exon. NCBI's taxonomy places the organism in Eukaryota, Fungi, Chytridiomycota, Chytridiomycetes, Rhizophydiales. The coding region runs from base 1 to 1278 and encodes 425 amino acids. The record is from RefSeq and is a predicted model, not a curated record.
AUGCAGUUGCUAUCUACUCUGCAACCACAUUAUUUCAGCACACUUUUGCAUGCCAUUUACCACAACAAGAAUCGAGCGCUUGGAGUGGUCCCCAAAGCAAAAGCAGCUCUAUUUGCUGCAUCAGCCAUAGAUGUGAUGCGAUCUGUUGGUAUUCAAAGAGACUACGAAGCCCUCGCACUAUCAAUCGAUAUUUAUGGGUAUUUACGAAAUCUUGAACAGGUUGAAGAUGCUUUGGAAAAUAUCCAAAUCCUCGGAUACAAUUUGGACAACAAUCGAAUUACUGCAAGCGCAUGUCGAGCCUACAUCUUCUGUGGCCACGAAUCUAUUGGUCUAGAAUACUUUGAUAUUCUCUCUGAAAAUAGCCACACCAUUCGUACCUACAAUUUUCUUCUUGGGGUUUAUAUUGAGAUGGGCAAUGAGGCUGGGGUAUUGAAAUCGCUGGCCAAGAUUCAGUUGGAGCACCUAACUGUCGAUGCAUUCACAAUGCAAAUGCUGUGUCAUCACUACGCCAAAAAGAAACAAUACGAGUUGGUAAAAAAGCAUAUUGAAGCGUUUAGAUCUAAUGGAGGACUGUUUCAUGCUGGACUGUAUCGGGUUUUGAUGGGGGUGGCAAACCAUACUGGCGAUUAUCAGCAAACAAUAGCACUGCUGCAGGAGAUGCGCCAUGCAGGAAUUGAACCAACAGAUCAUAUUUACGCUCAAGUGGUUAUUGCCUACGCAGGGAUGCGGGACAGUGAUGCUAUGUGGGAUACGUAUCUUUUGGCUGCAAGAUCACGGAGGGUAGAUAACAUCACUGUCAUGGCCAUGGCAACUAUGCUGGGCACACUUGCCAACACAAACAUCGUAUCGGAUCUACGGACAGUAUCCGUGCAUACCGCCAUGCCCUUUAGACAAGUCUUGCUGGAUCUAAUCCGCGGGUAUCGACUGCUUGGUAAACCAGACUGUGUCAAGGAGCUUUUACAAUGGCAAAAGGUUUCUGACAAGAGAUUCACGCUAAAACAGUAUGAGAGUGUUAUUUGGGCGUACCAUCGCAACGGCAAUGCUCGAGGUGCCAUUUCAUAUGCAAAGUACUUGGACAGUGUAUAUGGAAAUACAAUUCCGGUUGAUGUAUGGAUUGCUGUAGUGGUAUGCUGUAUCCAGUAUUUGCCCGAUGCUGUUGAUAAGAUUAUAUUGCAUAUUGAGCAGAUAUACACAGAUAUAUCUGUGGAAGAUGCACGAAAUCGUGCAUAUAAGCUGAUUGACAAGAUUGAUUAUGAGUUCAAGGAAUCUGUCGAAUAG